Salmo salar (Atlantic salmon) is the source of this 831-nucleotide messenger RNA. NCBI's taxonomy places the organism in Eukaryota, Metazoa, Chordata, Actinopteri, Salmoniformes, Salmonidae. The record is from RefSeq and is a predicted model, not a curated record.
AUGUCUAAGGGCUCUGCAUCUGUGCUAGAGGCGUCUCGACAGACCCUGGAACCUCCCUCCUACACAUUGCUGUCACAUGCCCAUAAGUUUGACCCCUGUAACAACAUAAGGCUAUAUGUUUAUGUCAAUCUUGUUCUGGGCAAUGUAAGUGUGACUCUCCUGACUCUCCUGAGCAAACAGUCAAAGAAAGAAAUGAAUGAGAAAUUCAAGCUGUGCCUCACGGUUUUACUCCUGCUAUUCUCCUUCGUGUGUUAUUUCUUUGUGAGCUACAGAUUUGUUAACGCGAUCCUCAAUUUCUUGCUGGUGUGGUACUACUGCACAUUCAGUGUACAGGAAAGCAGCCUCAUCAGCAAUGGGUCCAGGAUCAAAGGCUGGUGGGUUUUCCACCAAUACGUCUCAGCCUUUCUGUCUGGAGUAAGGCUGACAUGGCCUGAUGGAUACCUGUACCAGAGUUUCAGGAACCAAUUCCUCGCCUUUUCUUUGUAUCAAAGCAUAGUUCACUGUAUGCAGUACUACUAUCAGAGCGGCUGUCUGUACAGACUAAGAACCCCGGGAGAAAGACACAAAAUGUACCUGACUGUGGAAGGAUUUCAGUCCUGGAUGUGGCGAGGGCUGACAUUUCUUCUGCCCUUCCUGUUUUUUGGUCAUUUUUGGCAACUCUACAACGGACUCUCUCUGUUCAGGAUGGAUCGGCUCCAAGACUGUAAAGCAGGGGUCUCAAUGUGUGCGAUCUCCUUCCUCAUUCUGUUCAUGGGCAACUUCCUCACUACUGUUGCAGUAGUCCACACCAAGUUCAGCAGCAAGGACCAGGAAAAACCCAAGGGUCAGUGA